ACCCACAGAGCUCCCAGCAGCAGCUCCCCCUCCCUGCCAGUGCUCAGUGGUUUGCUCCAGUCGACACGCUGCUGCUGUUUGUCGCAGCUCCAGCGGCUGCUCCGGCACUCAGAGCUUCAGCCCGUUUACCGAGCGCACUCCGGACGUCGUCCCCGCACGCUGUCAGCUCUUCUCACCUUCUCACCGUCAGCCUCUUUCAGCGUUUUUGCCUCCUACGUUGGAAGAUACUUGUCUGUCUACAUCCCUGCCUUCCAAUCCAUCCAUUUGGCACUUACCUCCAUCGCCAUUCUCUCCAGGAUGUCACUGAAGGUACAAACCAGUAAUGUGACCAACAAGACAGACCCAAAGUCCAUCAACUCACGGGUGUUUAUUGGCAACCUGAAUACAGCGGUGGUCAAGAAGUCUGAUGUUGAGAGCAUCUUUUCCAAGUAUGGCCGUGUGCUCGGCUGUUCUGUGCACAAGGGCUAUGCCUUUGUCCAGUACGCCAGUGAGAGGCACGCCAGGGGAGCUGUGAUUGGGGAGAACGGCAGGGUGCUGGCAGGACAAACACUCGAUAUCAACAUGGCGGGAGAGCCAAAGCCCAGACCCAAAGGCCUGAAACGAUCAGCAGCUUCUCUCUACAGCGGCUAUGAGUUUGAUUAUGACUACUACAGAGAAGACUUCUAUGACAGGUUGUUUGAGUACCGUGGCAGAGUGUCUCCUGUUCCACGUGUGGUGCCAGUCAAACGCCCGAGAGUGGCUGUACCCCUCGUACGACGGGUCAAGUCUCUGCCCGUCAAACUGCUGGCGUGUAACGCCUCCAUCCUCCCAACCAGCAACGGCAACAAACAAAGAUUGAAAGGCACAGAACUUCAGGCGAUAAAGUCAGAGUUGACUCAGAUUAAAGCCAACAUCGAGGCUUUGCUGGGCAGACUGGAGCAGAUCACAGAAGACCCACACAUAGCUGCCACAGAUUUGAUCAAUACAGAGGAGUGCAAGAGCGAGGAGGCAUGGCAGGGAGGGGAGGAAUCAAGUUCAGAGCUUGAAGAUGAGGAUGAGCAGAGACAGAACAGCGAAGCUGAAGAGGAGGAGGAAGAUGAAGAAGAGGAGGGAGAGCACACACAGGAUGAUAACCACAACCACAUGGAAAACAGACACCUAUCAUCAGAAAUGGACUCCAUUCACCCAUGAACGGUAUUAGGAACUGUGGAGGAAGAGACAGAGGGAGAGAGAGAAAAGCGCUCUGGACAGACAGAACUAGAGAACAGAAAAGGAAGACCAUCAAACAGCAGGGAUCAUGAGACUCACAAGCUCACUCACUAACACAGACAAAACUGUAAAAACACACAGCAAAGAGACAUACUUGACACUUUGUCCAAGCCACAGGAAGAUAAUAAAACAGCAGGUUACUGCCUGAGUGCAUAAACUGAAUUACACACACUAGCACACCAACACACACAUUGAUAUAAAGAAGACAAAAAACAAAAAAACUUAGCGAUGGAGCCAGAUUCACUGUGUCAGAGCAACAGGGGGAUAGUAAAGACAGCAGGCUGUUGUCAAAACACAUCUUAAACUGACAGGUUUUACACACUCGCAGAAAAGCUCUCUUUGGGAAAGCUGGAGCUUGUCAGACCGUCUGCUGCUUUACAGGCCAUAAAAUAUGACUCAAUGGACAACAUAUAGAGAUUGUUAUUUUUAGUAUAGAUUCUUUAAUAUCAAGGUAAAAACAAGUCCCGGGGGCUAUUAUUGUUGCAGAAUUAUUUGCAAGAGUUGAGCAGAGAGUUGCAUACCUCAAUCAGUGUGUGAGUAAUCAGAUUUGUAAACAUGUAAAAAAAAAUCUUCAAAUAUGUACUGAGAUUUGUUCAUGCCCACAUCAGUCAUGUAUUCAAUCUGUAUAUGUUUGUAAUGACAUUUGUAAUCAAAUCGCAGCACAGGUAGAUUAUUUGACACAUUUUGCAAAUCUAAGCAUGCACACCAGGACUUUUCUAAUCGUUCUGUUACAAUUAUAGCCUCAUAAAAUCCCAAAUAUCAAGUGACCGUGUUCUGCCAGGUCGGGCUGAAAUUGCAAGGGAAAUAGGAUGGUUAAUGCCGAACAUCAUGCAAUGAACUAAAAAAACAACAUAAAAAAGAUGCUGAUGAGCAAAUAUUUCACAUGUGCAUGUAUUCACUGUCGCUUGGGUAGUAUAGGCUCUACACAAAUAAACCAACAUGUAAAAUUAAUCAGACAAGUUCACAAAGAAGCAACAUUUUA
Oreochromis niloticus (Nile tilapia) is the source of this 2230-nucleotide messenger RNA. RefSeq names its product RALY heterogeneous nuclear ribonucleoprotein (gene raly). The record is from RefSeq and is a predicted model, not a curated record. Gene Ontology annotation, molecular function: RNA binding. The transcript has 9 exons. Gene Ontology annotation, cellular component: nucleus. NCBI's taxonomy places the organism in Eukaryota, Metazoa, Chordata, Actinopteri, Cichliformes, Cichlidae. Bases 298 to 1170 code for a protein of 290 amino acids.